Messenger RNA from Malania oleifera, 1287 nucleotides. Its product is annotated as suppressor protein SRP40-like. The record is from RefSeq and is a predicted model, not a curated record. The transcript is spliced from 2 exons. The coding region runs from base 54 to 1022 and encodes 322 amino acids. NCBI's taxonomy places the organism in Eukaryota, Viridiplantae, Streptophyta, Magnoliopsida, Santalales, Ximeniaceae.
UACAAAUAGAUAUCGAGAGCAUUUGAAGACCUGGGCUGGUAAACUGUUCUAUCAUGGAUCAUGAACAUAUGAAUGGAAGUAGUCUGCAUUCAAGGAAGGAAUCUGACAGUAAGGAAGUUGAUUCUUCUCCUCGCAAAAUGUCUGGCUCUUCAACUUCUUCAUCAGGUUCUUCAAUAGACAUGAUUUUCAGCAAGGAUGACAGUAAGGAAGUUGAUUCUUCUCCUCGCAAAAUGUCCAGCUCUUCUACUUCUUCAUCAGGUUCUUCAAUAGACAUGAUUUUCAGCAAGGAUGUUCUUAACAAUUCCCCAAUGUCUGAACAAGCGGGUCAUGGGUCUCUGGGAGGUGCCUUGUUGCCAGAAGUUUCACCACAAACUCCUCAAUGGAGCAUGCAAAGUGGAUCAGUUGCGCAAUCCCCCCAAGUCCACUUCAUGGGGCGACCUAUGGCCUAUGACCCAAAUCGGAUCCCAGCAUCCAUUUUCUGCAGCAAACCUGUCUCACCCAUGGACUGGAGUGUUGCUUCAACUGAAUCGUUGUUUAGCAUUCAAAUGGGGAAUAACAGUUUCUCAGAUUACGCUGCUCUAUUGUCCAAGUCUGGAGAAUUUAGCAAUUCACCAUUUAAGCUUCCUCCUGUUCCUUCACCACUGAAUUCUGAUGACAGAAAGAGCACUGUAAGUGUUGGGGAAGACAUUGGCGCAAUAGAAGCAUUGCCAAAGGAAGUCACAAAGGAGGUUUUGGCUGUAGAGGAUCAUGUUAAGGAUAAAUUGCCUUCUUCUGAACCAAUCCGUAAUUCUACAAGUGCCUCCUACAAUUCCGAUGGAAGCGGUACCAGCGCCUAUUCUUUUGCAUUCCCAGUAUUCACAGGUGAAGGGGGGAAAAGUAUUAAAUCAGAGAAGGUGAACGUUGAAAUUGAGAACCCAGAGCCCAAGAAACCACAGCUGAAGCCUGAUGAAACCAAAGCCACCCCUUGUCCAGUUAAUUUUAGAUGGUUCCAUUGCUUCCGAUUUUGGCGAUGCUGCUGUUGACAGAAUGACCCCUUCGAGCAAUUUCUUCUUCCACAACAAUUAUUGGAAUGGUUGCCUUUUUGUUCCAGUUGCCAGCUUAACAUGUCCUCUAGUUUUUAUUCUUUACUUUUCUAUAUUCAUAAUCUUUCCUCUAUGUCGGAGAUCUAAAAUUGGACUCCAGUCCUUGGAGGCUUUGUUGCGUUAUUUCAGAGUGCUACAGUCCUCUUAAAAUACAAAAUAAUUAUUUGACUUAAUAAUGUGCUUUGUCUUUGGCAAUGUUUCAACA